GACUGUAAACACCAUACCAGAGGCACUAACUGCGAGAUGUGUGCACCUGGUUACUAUGGCGACGCCACCAAAGGAACCACCAGCGACUGCACGCCAUGUUCCUGCCCACUACAAAGCCCAGCAAACAACUUCAGUCCCACAUGCCACCAGGACGAGGACGGUCAGCUGACCUGUGACCAGUGCCAGGCAGCCUACGCGGGGCUGCGCUGUGAGAGGUGUGCCAAUGGUUAUUUUGGCUAUCCCAGUGCAGUGGGCGGUUCCUGCCAGCCUUGUGAGUGUAAUGAUAAUUUGGACCUAUCGGCACCCCGUAGCUGUGACCCGGAAACAGGGGCGUGUUUACGUUGCCAGGAAGGGUAUGGCGGAGCCACCUGCGAAACCUGCACAGAUGGUUACUAUGGAGACGCCAUUGUGUCCAAGAGUUGCCAGUCCUGUGACUGUAACAGGAACGGUUCUGUAACAGAGGUGUGCAACAAAGACAAUGGACAGUGUGAGUGUCGUCAACAUGUGGUGGGCCGGAAGUGUGACAAGUGUUUGCCGAACUGCUGGUGGGAUGUGGACAUGCAAACAUGCCGGCCGUGUGAGUGCAGCCCUCGGGGCUCCAUGUCGGAGCGCUGUGACGUGGAGGGCAGGUGUGUGUGCAGGCCGGGCUUUGUGGGCCGCAGGUGCGACCUGCCGCGCUCCAGCCUCGGCCGCAGGGAGACACAACGGCCCAUCCAACGCGUGCCCCUCCACCAGGUCCAGAGAUGGGGCAGCAGAGGGGGCUGCCCCCGCGGAGCCUACCCCGUCCCAACGGGGCCAGAGACCCACAUGCAGGCAGGGCGCGGCUGUGUGCCCUGCCACUGUAACUCGUUUGGCUCCAAGUCCUUCGACUGCAACGAGAGCGGUCGGUGUCUCUGCCAGCCGGGUGUUGCGGGGCUGAAGUGCGAUCGCUGUGCUCAUGGACACUUUAACUUCCAGGAGGGAGGAUGCACGCCCUGUCAGUGUUCUCAUGUAGAGGAUAACUGUGACUCCACCACAGGCCAGUGCAUCUGCCCCCCCAACACUGUGGGGGACAGGUGUGACAAGUGUGCCCCCCACCACUGGGGGCAUGACAUCAGCAUUGGAUGCAAGAUGUGUGACUGUCAUAAGCUGGGCUCUGUAAAACAGCAGUGUAACGUGAACACAGGCUGCUGUAUGUGUCAGGAGCGCUUCACUGGUGAAAAGUGCACCGAGUGUAAGCUUGGCUACCGCGACUUCCCACAAUGCAUUGCCUGUGACUGUGUGCUUGCUGGCUCCACCCCCGACACGUGUGACGCAGAGGUCGGCACCUGCGCCUGCGCAAGCCGCACUGGGCAGUGCUCCUGCAAGGCUAACAUCCAGGGAGUGAGGUGUGGCUCCUGUACAUCUGGUUCCUUUGGUCUGAUAGCAAGUAACCCGUUGGGCUGCAGCCGCUGUUACUGUUUCAGCCUCAGUACAGUGUGUACUGAGGCCCAGGGCCUCAUCCGCAUGAGGCUGACUCUUACUCCAGAGCAGACGGUGCUGCCCCUAGUAGACAGAGCCAACGUGAUGGCGACAACCGUGGGCGUGACCUUCCAGCACCCGGAGAUCCUGGCCAACGCCGAGCACGUCCAGCAGGAGCUGGCUGAGCCGUACUACUGGCGUCUGCCGCGGCAGUUCCGAGGCUCCAUGAUCACGGCAUACGGGGGAAAGCUUAAAUAUGCCGUCUACUAUGAGGCCCGCGACGAGUUAGGCCACACCUCCUACGAGCCACAAGUUAUCAUUAGGGGUGGGCCCAACAGGGACAAGGUCAUGGUCCGCCACAUGCCAGUGCCGCAGAUUGGCCAGCUGACACGUCAUGAGAUUGACAUGACAGAGCAUGAGUGGAGACACCUUGACAACAGCGCGAUGAGCAGGGAGAACUUCAUGGACGUCCUCUUCCGUGUUGACUACGUGCUCAUCCGUGCGUCCCAUGGUAACAUGAUGAGACACAGCAGGAUUUCAGAGAUCUCUCUGGAGGUGGCGGAGGAGGGUGGGCCGUCAGCGGAGAGCGAGAGAGCCUAUCAGAUCGAGAAGUGCGUGUGUCCCACCGGCUACUCGGGACUGUCCUGUGAGGAGUGUGCGGCCGGGUUCUACAGGCUGUGGGUUAGAGCGGGCAGUGAUGUGUCGGGCAUUGGCAGCUGUGUGCAGUGCCAGUGCCAUGGACACAGCAACACCUGCGACCCCGAGACUGGCGUCUGCCAGAACUGUCAGCACCACACUGAAGGCGAAAAGUGUGAGAAAUGUUUGGCGGGAUUUUACGGAGUGAUACGUGGUUACCCUGACGACUGUAAACGCUGCGCAUGUCCUCUGACCAGCCUUGAGAACAAUUUCAGCCCCACCUGUGAGGCAGACGGCUUUAGUGAUUACCGCUGCACCGCCUGUCCUGAAGGAUAUGAGGGAAAGCACUGUGAGAGGUGUGCAUCAGGUUUCCAUGGUAACCCCCAGGUGGUGGGUGGGCAUUGCGAGGAGUCCUGUGAUGAUGACUGUGUGGGACUCCUCAUUAGAGACAUGGACCGCCUGCUGCAUCUGAUCACUAGUGCCAAUCUCACACUGCCCCUCCCCCCACCGUACAGAGUGCUCUACCGCUUUGAGAACAUGACUGAGGAACUAAAGCACAUGUUGUCACCACAGAGGGCGCCAGAGAGACUGCUGCAGCUCGCUGACAGCAACCUGGGUAGCCUGGUCACAGAGAUGGAUGAAUUACUGAACAGGGCUACAAAGGUGUCAGCUGACGCAGAUCAGACACAUGAUGAUGCAGAGAGGAGCCACAACCGCGCUGAAGACCUGGAGAACUUCAUCAAGAACACACUCCUCGCAGCUGAAGCUCUGCGGGACAAGGCUCGGGAGCUGAACGCGACGCUGAGCCGGAGGGAUGGAGAGGAGAAGAGUGUGAAUGAGAUACAGGAUGAGAUAAAGGCCAUGCUCACCGAACUCCGUAAACGCCAGCUCAGCCCACACACACACACUGCAGAAGAGGAGCUCAGAGCUGCAGAGGCUCUCCGUGCGAGGGUGGAGAGACUGUUUGGAGCCUCUCACCAGGCUACAGAGCUCCUGAGGGAGGAGGUUGGGAGGAAGAUGGAGGAUUACGGGAACAAGCUGACCGAGGCACAGGACCUCCUGAAGGAGGCGCAGGGACACAGCAGACAGGCUGAGGUCCUGUCCUAUAACAACCAGCGCAACUUGGAGAGCCUGCAGGGAAAACAGGAACAAGCGAAUAAAGGCAGAAAGGAGGCAGAGGGAAUACUGGAGGACAGCGAGACCGUACUGGAGGAGGCAAACGCACUCUCAGACACCAUCAACCGGGGCAUCGAGGAGCUGGGUGAGAUGAAGCAGGACUUGGUUCCUGUCCAGGACGAGCUGGAAGACAAGGUGGGACAUCUGAGUAGAGGCCUUCAGGAUCGAACACUGCCACGGCUACUGCAGACAGCAGAGCAACAUGCACACCAGUUAAACCAGUCAGCCAGCAUACUGGACAGUAUCCUGGAGGAGGCUAAGAACGUCUCCUUCAAUGCCACAGCAGCGUUUAAGUCCUAUAGCAACAUCAUGAACUUCAUCCAUGAGGCAGAAAAAACAGCCAAACAGGCCAAAGGCACUGCCAUGCAGGCAGUGCAGCAGGCUGUGGGUCCUAAGGGUUCUCUGAAAGACAGCGCCAGGAGUUCUCUGCAGAAGAGCCAGCAGCUCUGGAGAGAGGCGGACGAGCUGGACAGAGACGUCAGAGAGAACGCAGAGAACUUGGGAGCCCUGCAGCUCCGGCUUAAAGGAGCUGAAGAGAAGAACAGAGACCUGCUCGAGGGCCUGAACAUAACCAUGGCGAUCCUCCACGCCUUCCCUAACGACACGGCGUCUAAGAUCCAGGCCACGAAGCAGAAGGCGGGAGAGGCGAACGCCACGGCGCUGGACGUCCUGGAGCGUCUCAGAGACGUGAACCUCAACCUCAUGGGCCUGAAGAGGAACUACAGCAGACUGGAGGAUGACGUCAAGAAGGCCAACAGCCUCAUCCAAGACCCCGAGAAAAACACGAUAAUCCAUGCAGCUGGGGCUAAGGUGAGGGACCUAGAAGAUGAAGCUGAUCGUCUCCUGGAGAAACUGAAGCCCAUCCAGGAGCUACAGGAGAACCUGCGGAAAAACAUCUCCCAGAUCAAAGAACUCAUUAAUCAGGCCCGCAAGCAGGCCAACUCUAUCAAAGUAUCUGUGUCGUCUGGGGGUGACUGCAUUCGCACAUACCGGCCGGACAUCAAGAAGGGCCGUUACAACGCCAUCGUCCUCAACGUGAAGACCGUCGCUGCCAACAACCUCCUCUUCUACCUCGGCUCCGCCAAAUAUGUGGAUUUCCUGGCAAUUGAGAUGAGGAAAGGAAAAGUGAACUUCCUGUGGGAUGUGGGUUCAGGGGUCGGCCGGGUGGAAUACCCCGACCUCCUCAUUAACGACGGCAACUGGCACCGAAUUGAAGCCUCACGUGUGGGUCUGAACGGCAGUGUCUCUGUUCGAGCUCUGGAGGGACCCCGAGCGGGCAUCAUGCCCACCUGGCAGAGUGCCAACUCUCCCGAGCACUACACCGUGCUGGACGUGGAUCAGAACGCCUACCUGUUCGUGGGAGGCAUGCUGGGAAAUGUGAAGAAAGCAGAAGCUGUGAAAACAGUUACAUUCUCUGGAUGUAUGGGAGAGACGUAUUUGGACGGUAAACCCAUCGGCCUGUGGAACUACAGAAAGAGAGACGGAGACUGCAAAGGAUGUGUAGUCAGUCCUCAGCCAUCAGACUCUGAGGGUACGGUCCAGUUUGAUGGUGAGGGUUACGCUGCAGUCAGUCGCCCCACACGAUGGAACCCCAACGUUUCCACGGUGACGUUCGCUUUCCGAACCUUCUCCAGUGAUGCCCUGAUGAUGUACCUCGCUACCAAGGACAGGAAGGACUUUAUGAGUGUGGAGCUGGUUGAUGGUCAUGUGAAGGUCAGUUAUGACCUGGGUUCAGGUACAGGCUCCGCCCUCAGCGACAGACGCCACAACACUGGACACUGGAAGAGUGUCAUCGUGUCCCGCUCACGAAAACAAGGGACGGUGACCAUUCUGGGGAUGGGGACAGACAUGGAGGAGAAGCUGUCUGUGGAGUCUCCGGGCGGAGCUAGCGGCCUCAAUCUGAAGGAGGACGACAGGAUCUUCUUUGCGGGCCUGCCCCCCCUACUCUACAGGCCUGAGGUGACUGUGAAGCGGUACGCUGGCUGUAUUAAAGAUAUAGAAGUUUCCAGAACUCCCUACAACCUUCUGAGCAGCACGGACUGCACUGGACUGACCAAGGGUUGCUCCAUAGAGAAUCUGCACACUGUGAGUUUCUCCAGGCCGGGCUAUGUGGAGUUGAGUCCUGUGCAGUUUGAUGUGGGCUCUGAGAUCACCCUGUCCUUCAGCACCAGGACAGACAGCGGGACCAUCCUGUUCGGCCGAGGGGGGGUCACCACCCUGACCGGGAGCCGCCCGAACCGGAACACGGCCCAGAACGCUCGUCGCAGACGCAGGCAGACGGGCGAACCUUACCUCUCUGUGCAGCUGAAUAAGGGCUCCCUGGAGGUGUUGGUGUUUACUGGGAGCAGGAACCCCCGGCGAGCGCUCAGGAAGCCAGACGAGGGCGUCCUUCACGACGGCCGCGAGCAUUCCCUACGCGUCCGGAGACACAGUGGAGGGUCUUUCUCAGUGCAGGUGGAUGAGGAGCCCCAGUUGGAGCAGGCGUUUCCUAGCGACCAGCCCAUGAGCAUCCACAGGUUGUUUGUGGGUGGAGUUCCAGUGGAGAUGGAGGCCAGUCUGCACCGACCGAAUGUGACGUUCCAAGGCUGCAUCUGGAACCUCCUUAUCAAUACUGUCCCAGUGGACUUUUCUCAUCCAGUGGCUUUUGAGAAUGCUGAAAUUGGGCAGUGUCCUGACUUUGCCCUGCCCCCUCCCCCACCUGACAAGGAAGAGGAGGAAGAUGAGGAUGAGGAUGAGGAAAAGGGACAACCCAAACUGGAACACGUAGCCCCACCCAUGGAGACUGUUAGGAUACUACCUUCACCUUCCACGGUCCAGUGUGCGGCAGAGGCGGAGCCUGUGGUCUUGGAAUUAGCAAAGCAGUUUGGCCUGUCACGGAACAGCCACUUGGCGUUCGAGUUCGACGACAAGAAAGUGAAAAACAGCCUGCUGGUUGAGUUCGAGCUGAAGACCCAGGCAGACUCAGGCUUGGCGUUCUACAUGGCGCGGGUGAACCACGCCGACUUUGCCACGGUUCAGGUGAGAGAGGGCAUGGCCCACCUCAGCUUCGACCUGGGCAGCGGAAACACGUCUGUCAGCGUCCCGCGCAUCAUCAACGAUGCCCACUGGCACAAGAUACGAGUAUGGCGGGAUAAGCAGCGAGGUAUCCUGACUGUGGACGGCCGGUACUCCAAACAAACUGUCAGUCCUAAGAAAGCCGAUAUCCUGGAUGUAGUUGGGAUGCUGUAUGUUGGAGGACUUCCACUGAACUACACCACCAAACGCAUUGGACCGGUGGUGUACAGCAUCGAUGGCUGUAUCAGAAACUUCCGGAUGCGGAAUGGGCCAGUAGACAUGGAGAACCCGGUCUCAAGCUACCGGGUGGGGUCGUGUUUCGCCAACCCUCAGCCUGGCUCCUACUUCGAUGGCACUGGAUACGCUAAAGCAGUGGCCACAUACAGAGUAGGUAACGACAUGUCAGUAGAUCUGGAGUUCCGCACAAGCAGUAGCAGCGGAGUUCUACUGGCCAUCAGCAGUCAGAAGAUGGAUGGCGUGGGCAUCGAACUGAACAACGGCAGGCUCCUGUUCCAUGCUGAUAACGGAGUGGGCCGCGUCUCAGCUGCCCACCAACCUGAUGAGGAGGCGGGGCUUUGUGACGGACAGUGGCAUUCUGUCACCGCCCACAAGCUGAAGCACCGCCUGGAACUGAUCGUCGAUGGCAAGAAGUCAGAGGCAGCGAGCCCAGAUGCCCGCUCUGCCUCCGCCGACACCAAUGACCCUGUCUAUGUGGGAGGAUACCCCGAGGGCUUAAAGCAGUUUGGCCUGACCAUCAGCACCUCGUUUAAAGGCUGUAUGAGGAACGUGAAACUCACUAAAGCAGGAAAGGUCCUGGAGGUUCAGCUGAACAAAGCACUGGACCUCAAAGGAGUCCAGCCUCUCACCUGUCCCACUGUAUAGUUACACACACACACAUCACACACAUCAGUGCACAUACACAGACACACACACACACACACACACACACACACACUCACACACACAUUGACAUAUACACAUACAUAGACGCACACACGUAUAUAAAGUCUCACAUAUCUUGUUAAUUCAAUAUCAUAUGUGAUGUUCUGGUGACAUGACUAUGAAUCGAAAAAAAGAAUCAAAUGAAGACCCUUACCAAAGAUUCAUUUUGAAUGUCCUCGCUGAUAUCCAUCACCACAGCAACAAAAGUGGCAUGGCCCUCCUCUUCUGUUGGCUCAGUGGGCUAACCAGCAACAGGAAGAAGUGAUGUGUGUAAGCGGACUGUUGGAGAGACUCUGUCACCUUUAGGUCCGACUCCAGUCACGGAUGGUACCAUAUACCUCCAUCGCUGUUUCAAACAUACGUCCAUUCCUGGGUUGCAAUUAGAUUAAUUAAAUAAUUACACACAUUUAAUGCACCCCUAAAAUAAAAUGUUUAUUUAACCUUGA
This is a messenger RNA of Electrophorus electricus (electric eel), 7694 nucleotides long. The record is from RefSeq and is a predicted model, not a curated record. Lineage: Eukaryota; Metazoa; Chordata; Actinopteri; Gymnotiformes; Gymnotidae.